This is a messenger RNA of Paramecium tetraurelia, 1376 nucleotides long. RefSeq lists its product as uncharacterized. The record is from RefSeq and is a predicted model, not a curated record. NCBI's taxonomy places the organism in Eukaryota, Ciliophora, Oligohymenophorea, Peniculida, Parameciidae. The transcript is spliced from 3 exons.
AUGAGACCAUCUAUAGGAAAAAAAGUAAAAUAAGACGAUUCUGAUAAUAAAUUUAGAGAGAAGGUAUAUCGUUCUAUGUAUCCAUCUCCAUGCUCGUCAUAUGAUCCGAACAAAUGGCUGUAAAAUAAUGAUAUCUCGUGGUUGUCUCACUCGUUGGAAUAGGACAUUGAUAAAAUUCUCUAAAUUGCUGCUCCUUAACCACUAAAACCACAAAAUAAUAGGAGAGCUAGUGCAAACGAUAUCAGGGAAGAAUUUGAUGACAAAAUAGGAAAAUAAAAGAGAAACACUUGGUAUGUUGACAAGCAGCAUGAUGAAUAACCUAAAAAUAGUAAACUCAAGAUAAAUAUGAGUUCUAUAAUUUGUGAAUUCCCAAUUUAAAAAGUUUCGCGGUAAUCUAUUUCUGAUCAGCCUAAAACACCAAAUUGUUAAAAGUCCUUUAUGGAGGCCAUUAUUUCAAGAUAUUAGCAAUAAAACGAAUAAUAGGAAGAUUAGUUUGAAAAAGAAAAAAAAUUUUUAUUUUAAAGUGAUAAAGAAUUCUAAAGUGAUAAGAAGUUGUUCUAAAGUGACAAAAAAUAACAAAUCCUUGAACCUGAAAUUCAUGUUAAUGAAAUAGAUGACAACAUUUUGAAUGAAGAAUAAUAAAACACAUCUCUCAAUGAGGAGAAUCCUAACAAAUAAAAGAAAUAAAAACCUACCAAAGGCAGGAAGGUCGGAAGAAAAAAGAAAUCAAUUAUGCCAGCACCCAAAAGAAAGACUAGAUAGACUAAAAAACAAGAAAGAAUAUAACAACUACCUGAACCUGCAUAAACCGAAUUAUAUCAAGAAAAAACUAAAUACAUCAGACCAGCAACUACUAUUGAUCAUCCUAUAUUUAAUACAAAUUAAUGCUGGGCUAGAAUGUAAUUUAGAAAGGAAGCCAAAAAGUACGAGAAAUAUUAAACGCAAGAAUUCUAAGAUUUAUUACAUUCUUUACCUGGAUGUUAUAUUCAUAAAUGUGAAGGAGAUUUGAGAAUUGAUAAGAUCAGACCAAUGUAAAACGCAAAAGGAAAAUUCUUUUAAUCUUUUGAAAUGUGGAUAAAUCCAUUAGUACUUAUCGGUCCAAUUAAAAUGAAUAACUCAGUUAAAUUACAUGUAAGAUUUAAAAAAGGCUAUUCUGGACAAGUUUACUGUGACAGUGCAUUGUAGGAAACUCUGCCUCUAAAUUAAGUUGAUGGAAAAACAUUCCACAAAUAAAAAUUAAUGCUAGCCAAUAAUUCUGACCAUGUGAUUAAAUUGGUCUGUUGCUUAGUUAAUAUAUCAAUUAGGGGUCCAUCAAAAAGAUGUAAAUGAAUAAUUAGUAUUAUAAUUCUUCAGUUUUUUUUUUAAAUUAUCAAUUA